Molecule: messenger RNA, 3377 nt
Organism: Homarus americanus (American lobster)
Lineage: Eukaryota; Metazoa; Arthropoda; Malacostraca; Decapoda; Nephropidae
Product: 7SK snRNA methylphosphate capping enzyme-like
Exons: 9
Coding region: 133-2934 (933 amino acids)
Biological process (GO): snRNA modification
Molecular function (GO): snRNA binding; O-methyltransferase activity; RNA methyltransferase activity
Source: RefSeq, a predicted model, not a curated record
UCGCCAUCCUUACGCAGACGGAACGUUCGUGUCCCAGCCUGAGGAGGUCACAGACAGAGACCCACCAAUAUGACUAUUUCUCGUUAACUGGAACUUACUCGCGAGUGUUGAUGCACAGGUGAUCUAGUGAAGAUGUCAUCUGAGCUGGGUGUAGAGCGGCCGAGGACCCUCGCUUUACCCGAAUCACAGGUAGAACGUCGAGUUCACUUCAGUGAUGUGGACGGGUCACGCCUGGUCAGUGGUCGACAGUCUCAGGUGUCUACGACUCCUAGCCCAAGAAAACUUCGGCCUGUUCCUGACUUCCGACCAAAACGAAAGAGAUCUAUCAGUUUCUCCUCUGCUGGGGAAUUUCGAUUCGGGAACAAACGACGCAAGAGGGGCAGAGUUUUGCCUUCUAAGUUUCUCCUUGGUGGGAAUAUUACAGACCCUCUUAAUCUUGGUUCCCUGGACAAGGAAGAAAUUGCACCGUCAGGUGUUCUGGAAUCAACUGGUUCUGCUGUGUCCAAACGCUCAGAUGCUGUUAGAGUUAUCAUCGCACCAAAUAUCAAUGACCCGCUGAACUUGGAUGCAUCGUCAGAUAAUGAGGACUUACAGAAGCAAAUUCGUCGCAGGAGACGAAACAGGAAAAGGAAACGGCGACUGUCAGAACCAAGUGGUAGUACCGCUGACAGUAUGAUUCUUCAUGGCAUUGGAGAAGUUGACACAGAAGAGACUCCUACCUUGGAGACAAAUAGCUUAACAAAUACAGAACUGGCUAGACAAAUUUCUCUAGAUGCCAUGAAGCCCCUUACAGUCAAUACAGAUUUAAGUACACCACAAGGAGCAAUUGAUGGACGGAAGGAAGGACCUGUUACACCUACUGGAACGAAACCUUCAACAAGUGGGAUACAGCGUCCAGUAUUUAAGAAGCAGCGGAGCAAGUCAGAAAACAAGAUUGUCAGUCCAGUCAUUCCUCAGCCAGGUGGAGAGCGUAAAAGACACCCCAGUCAUUCCAGACAUUAUGCAGAGAAGCCACAUUUGAGUCAGCAGAACCUACAGCCCCCAAAGAAGUUUAAUCCCAAGAAUGAACUGUUUCAGUAUGGAAAUUAUAAUAAAUAUUAUGGUUAUAGAAAUCCCGAUCAGACACCAGAUGUACGACUCGAAUACCUGAAGCGAGAAUGGUUCGAGGGGAAAGAAGUAUUAGACAUUGGUUGUAAUAUUGGCCAUGUUACACUUACCGUUGCCAGAGACUACAACCCUAAGAGAGUUGUUGGUAUUGAUAUUGAUAAAAAACUUGUCAGUAUCGCUGAGAAAAACAUCAAGCACUACCUUCGUAAAGGUGAUACACAAGAAGCAAACUUCCCAAAGUCAAUGAGGCUUCUUUAUGGACCAUUGAAGCCACCUGUCAGGGCUGAUGGAAGUCGAACUUUUCCGCAUAAUGUCAAGUUCGUUCAUGCCAAUUAUGUUUUGGAAUCUGACGAGUUGCUGGAGACAGUGCGGCCAGAGUUUGACAUGAUCCUGUGCCUCAGCAUUACUAAAUGGGUUCAUCUGAACUGGGGAGACUCUGGCCUCAAGAGAUUCUUUCGUCGCGUCUUUCACAAUCUCAAGCCUGGAGGUAGAUUUAUUCUUGAACCUCAGGGCUGGCCAUCAUACAAUAAGCGAAGGAAGCUUACGAAGCGAAUUUUUGAAAAUUACAAGAACAUUCGACUGUUCCCCGACAAAUUCAAUGAUUUCUUACUGCAUGAAGUGGGCUUCGGCACAAGUGAAAAGACUACAACACCUCACCAUGCUUCUCGUGGUUUCCAGAGGCCAAUCAUUAUUUACACAAAGGCUGGAGGAAGCAGCAAGUCCAGCCCAGCAGAAGAAAGUAAGUCUAAAGACAUGAGCUCCAAGAAAAAAUCUGAAGAAAAUCAAAGUAUUAAGCCGGAUGAGCAGUGUGAAAGAAGAAAUGCACAGGUAAAGGAAGUAAGUAUAAGUUAUACAGUAGAAACUAGUGAAGACAAUGUUUUUGUACAGGAAACUGACCAGAAUAAAAAAAGUAGAGAGAAAACCUUGCCAGUCAUUACGAGUUUAGUGAAAGAAGCUCCAGCACAAGUAACAGGAAACAGUGAUCAGCAUAACCUGGAAAUUAAGACUUUAAGUAAACAGAUGGAAAAACAGUGCAAACAUUUGGAGCAAAACACAAAAGUGUCAGAACCCACCGUAAAAGUACCUGAUUGCCGAGGACUUGAAGAUACGGAAGACAAAGAAACGUCAGAGAGAUGGAAAGACUCUGGUAUUGGAAAUGAAGAUAAGCAUAUCUGUGAUACUAGAAUUAUAAGGGAAAGUGAAGUAAGUAGCUGUUUGACACAUUCCUCUAAUGAUACACAAAGUGUCACUAGAAUAUGUGAACUGCCUUAUUCAUCAGUAAGUAAGGUUAAGGACAAAAACAAAGUAACAGAUUACAGUGAGAUCCCACCUGUUGUUCACUCUACCAAUAACUGCAAGUCAUAUGUAAGUUGUUAUAAAGUUUCAGAUGCAGCUUUAACAAAAGAAUUAGAUAAGACGGUAAACUCGGAGUCAACAGAUGGAUCUGAAAAGAGAAGAACUAUUUCUUCUGCCAGCACUGUGACUGAAAAAGACUAUAUGAAAGGUGAAGAUACAGAAGAUACUGGAAGACCAAAAUCAGAUGAUAAAUUAUGUAAUGCAAUAAUCAGUAGUAAGUGCUAUGAUUCACCAGGUGCAGCAGCAUUAAAGGAUUCAGAGAACAAAGGGAGAGAAAGCUGUAGUGCAAUCAGUGUUGAGCAAAGUGUAACAGUGAUACCACAAAUAUCAUCUCUCCAUAGAAAUAAAUUAGAACUGGACAAAUUAAACGCUAGUGCACUGUCACCACUCAAGCGUCAGUGUACCAACACCGAUGAGGAAGACGCUGAAAAACAUGAACCUCAUAAACGGCCAAGACUGGAAGACAUGUGAAUCAUAGAAAUGAAGGUCUGGUACCUAAUAUUAGUCAAAUUUGUAGGUUGCAAAUCGACCAGCUUUUCCUGGAAACACAGAAGGACACAGGUUAGGUUUUAUUUGAUUUAAUAUCUUUUCCUAACAUGUGUUUAGUUACUGUACAAACAGAUCUUUGCUAAUAUAAUUUUAAAUAAUGAAGAAUAGUUUUAAUUGGCACAAGAUUUGACGUUUUUUAACAAGAUAUAAAAUUCUUCCAUGUAUAUCCAAUAACCAGCUUUAUGUAUUAAAGUCAUUUAAGUAUUUUGUGCAGUCAGUGCAAAAAAACUGCACAUAGUGUACAUUCCCAGUGAUGGAAAAUAGUGAGUAACCUUCAAAAUGUUCUGAUUUGGCUGUCACACAGUUGAGCAGUAUUCAUUCAUCAUUGAAUAAAUAAAUAGAUGGCUUCUGCUGUCACUAUAUUA